Messenger RNA from Parathielavia appendiculata, 1941 nucleotides. RefSeq lists its product as uncharacterized. The transcript has a single exon. Gene Ontology annotation, biological process: regulation of DNA-templated transcription; aflatoxin biosynthetic process. Gene Ontology annotation, molecular function: zinc ion binding; DNA-binding transcription factor activity, RNA polymerase II-specific; DNA binding. The coding region runs from base 123 to 1874 and encodes 583 amino acids. Gene Ontology annotation, cellular component: nucleus. Lineage: Eukaryota; Fungi; Ascomycota; Sordariomycetes; Sordariales; Chaetomiaceae. The record is from RefSeq and is a predicted model, not a curated record.
CUCGUCAGGGCACCUUCUCCGUAUUUCCGAGGGGAGUCUGAUGAACUGAACCGGCGAGACACACCAACAGCUGCUGCACUACCACAGUCAAUCCGACCAGACCGCAACGCGCCAACGCCACGAUGACAAGCCCACUUCCAACAACCAAGACCCAGCCCACUAAACUGCGCGACAGCUGCAAUUCCUGCGCCGUCUCCAAACUCAAGUGUAGCAAGGACAAGCCCGUGUGUGCGCGCUGUGCGAAGCGUGACCUGCGUUGCGAGUACUUCGCCACCAGGCGAGCCGGCCGGAAACAGGAAUCACGGCAAAGCCCGCAGGACAACAAUAACAACAACAACAACAACCACAACAACAGCAGCAGCACCAGCAGCAACAGCAAGAAUACCAACAAGGAGGACGACAGCAGCGACGCACGCAGCAGUGUCCACGUCGCCAUCUCAGCGACGUCAGACGCCACCAACCGCUUCACGCCGUCAUGUGAUGUCGCGGAUGUGCACAUGACCGAAGACAUGACCUAUCCGUCCCCCUCACAUCCGCUGUCUGCAGAGGCUCCUGCUCUGCUGACCGGCAGCGAUUCGGCCCCGUGGCGGCUGCUGUCCGCGACAAUACCAGGUUCCAACGACCUCUUUGCCUCUUUUCCACUGUCCGACGUUCCAGAUCAGCUUUUCAAUCCGGCCGUGGGCGAUGGGCACAAGAGUAUGUUCAACCGAGAGGAUGGCGGGUUUGAUUUUGGGAAUUUCACGGGUUUCCCGGCGCUGGGAGAUGACAGGACUCUGGUUUGGAAUGAGGUAGAGUUCGACGCCGUCGACCAAUUCAGCCUGUCGACCGCAUGGGACUCGCCAUCCUCGCCAUCACUAUCGUCUCUGUCCUCGCAGCCGUCUUCCACCUCGUCUCUGACCGCCCUGCCUACCGUCCUCAGCGCGACAUCCACCAUCACGCAACGCACUUCUCCAGCAAGCAACAGCCCUCCAGCCAGCCAUAAUUUUGCAGCAGCACCACCAGCGGCAGUUGCAGCAGCAUCCACUGGCGCUGGCUGCUGUCUCGUCCGCGCCCUGAAACUCCUCACGGAUCUCUUCCCGAGUUCAGCCGCCUCCUGUCCUUGCCAACUUUCAUCGUCCUCCUCAUCCGGAGCGGCCGAAUCUCACCUCGCCACCAAACCAAACCCCACUGGUAACAACAACAACCACCAUCACCACAACACAUCACAAGACAGUGCGCCGACGAUACAGCGCGUCGUGACCAGAAACAAACAGACACUGGAGGCGGUCCAGGCCAUGCUGGCGUGCCCCUGCUCCGGCCCGGACAACAGCUACCUCCUGGCCGUCAUCUCGCUCGUCGUGCUCAAGGUGCUCGGCUGGUACAAGGCCACGGUCAAGGAUCUGCCUUUGGCCACCGCCGCCGCCGCCGCAACAGCAGCAGAUGACACGCCCUCGUCCAUGUGGCAGCAGCAGCAGCAGCAGCAGCAUCAAGCGCAGGACGAACCUGGAAACCGUGAUUGCAGCAGCAGCAGCAGCAAAACACAUCCAGCAGCAGCGUGUCACGCCGAGCGCGUGCGGGUGGUGUUGGAGACGCAGACGCAGACGGUAAUCGACGGGUACCGGCUGGACGGAGACGAGCGGGCGCGGAUGACGGCGCAGCUGGUGCUGAGCGAGCUGCACCGCGUGCAGCGGCUGGUCAACCUGCUGGGGAGUCGGCUCCAGCAGGAUGCGGGGAAUGCAGGGAGCAGCAGCAGCAGCGGCGGCGGCGGCGGUGGCGGUUGGCGGUUUGCCGCGCCGUCCUUCUUCUCGCCCGCGUGGUUUGGCCAGCUGGAGACGGAUCUCAGAAAGCGGGUCAAAGAACUGUCGUUGGAGAUUGUAGACAUGUUGAGACAAUGACGAGUGCCACCUCCAUCCCUGCGGCGCUUUUUAUUUUCUCUUUUCUCUUCCUUUCUUUUUUUUUUUU